UGCUUUCAAAAUUUUCUGUAAGUAAUGGCUCCUUUUCUUAGCGCUGCUGUCAGUGGUAAGGGUGAUGAUCAUAAGCCUAACUACUCUUCUAAGGUAACAUGGCACGCUGUAUUUACUUGCGUUGUAGCUGCCAUGGGUGGUCUUAUUUUCGGAUACGACAUCGGAAUCUCCGGUGGUGUUACCACUAUGGUUCCCUUCCUCACUAAAUUCUUUCCCUCGGUUUAUCACAAGGAAGCAUUGGAUACUUCUACCAGUCAAUAUUGUAAGUUCAAUGACCAUAUGCUUACUUUGUUUACGUCUUCAUUGUACCUGGCUGCACUUUUUGCUUCCUUGGCCGCAUCAUGGGUCACACGAAAACUCGGUCGCAAAAUCUCAAUGAUGCUCGGUGGUUUGAUCUUUUUGGCCGGAGGAGCCAUCAAUGCCGCUGCUCAAGCUGUCUGGAUGCUUAUUCUCGGUCGUAUUCUGUUGGGUGUUGGUGUUGGCUUCUCUAUUCAGUCGGUGCCGCUAUAUGUCUCGGAGAUGGCUCCAUACAAAAGCCGUGGUCUGUUCACCAAUGUGUUUCAGUUAGCCAUAACAAUUGGUAUAUUUUUUGCUAAUUUGGUGAAUUACGUGACUCCCAAGCUAAUGACGAACGGCGAAGCAUGGCGGGUGUGUCUUGGGCUGGCAUGUGUUCCUGCUGCUUUCAUCUUCAUCUCUGCUAUUUUUCUUCCUAACACACCCAACUCUAUGUUAGAGAAAGGUCAGGAUAAAGAAGCUAAGGAAAUUCUCAAGCGUAUUCGCGGAGCUAAAAACGACGACGAAAUAGAAUGCGAAUAUCAAGAUUUGGUCGCUGCUUGUAAAGAAGCUAAAAAAGAAGAACAUUCAUAUAAAGAUCUUCUUAAGAGACAGUACAGACCACAUCUUGUAAUGGCUAUACUCAUCCCAUUCUUUCAGCAACUCACCGGCAUCAAUGUGGUGAUGUUCUAUGCCCCUGUGCUUUUCCAAAGUAUUGGACUAGGCAGUAACGCUUCUCUCCUUUCCGCAUUGGUUACUGGUGGAGUUAAUUUGGUGGCUACUUCAAUAGCUAUCUAUGGAACUGAUAAAUGGGGCCGAAGGUUUCUAUUUCUCGAGGGUGGAAUUCAGAUGCUCAUCUUUCAGGCUUUGCUAGCAGUACUGAUCGGCCUGAAAUUCGGAACGGCAGGGCAAGUGACGGAUUUACCAACAUGGUAUGUGUUCGUAGUGGUGAUCUGUAUCUGCAUCUUCGUAGCAGGAUUCGCAUGGUCAUGGGGGCCAUUGGGAUGGUUAGUGCCGAGUGAAAUUUUCCCAUUGGAAAUUCGAUCAACAGGGCAGAGCGUUGUGGUGGCGGUGAACAUGAUCUUCACAUUCUUGGUGGCUCAGCUGUUCCUGGCCAUGCUCUGCACCAUGAAGUUUGGGCUAUUCAUCUUCUUUGCCGUAUUCGUUCUUUUGAUGACCGUCUUCAUUUAUUUCUUCUUGCCGGAGACUAAGAACAUACCAAUUGAAGAAAUGUCUCAAGUGUGGAAGAACCAUUGGUAUUGGAGGAGAUUCAUGCUUCAAGAUGAGCCAUCAUCUAAUUUGAUGGUCUAGAUCAUAUAAUAUUUUUAAUGUUUAUUAUGUUUUUAGAUCUUUAUUUUUGUUUCCAUUCAGUUCAGUUUUACCGGUUGUAGUUUUUUUUUUUUUUGAGUCAGUUGAGAUUGCAGUUUUGCAAUUUCAGUCAAGAGUUGUAAUCAAGUUCA
This is a messenger RNA of Mercurialis annua (annual mercury), 1733 nucleotides long. RefSeq names its product sugar carrier protein C-like. The record is from RefSeq and is a predicted model, not a curated record. The transcript has a single exon. Gene Ontology annotation, cellular component: membrane. Lineage: Eukaryota; Viridiplantae; Streptophyta; Magnoliopsida; Malpighiales; Euphorbiaceae. Gene Ontology annotation, biological process: monosaccharide transmembrane transport. Gene Ontology annotation, molecular function: monosaccharide transmembrane transporter activity. Bases 25 to 1584 code for a protein of 519 amino acids.